This is a messenger RNA of Haliotis rubra (blacklip abalone), 1619 nucleotides long. RefSeq names its product arginine kinase-like. The coding region runs from base 145 to 1215 and encodes 356 amino acids. Gene Ontology annotation, biological process: phosphocreatine biosynthetic process. The record is from RefSeq and is a predicted model, not a curated record. Gene Ontology annotation, molecular function: creatine kinase activity. Lineage: Eukaryota; Metazoa; Mollusca; Gastropoda; Lepetellida; Haliotidae. The transcript has 6 exons.
GCAAACUUUAUCCAGGACAUAGGUGGGUUCCAUGGUUGUCGUGAACGCACAUAUAUAGCUAGUCCUGUUAGUACAUUCCACCAAUUAGUCUCAAGUGCAUUUUAUUAUUUCUAUUUCAUUACUUUUUCUUAAAAAACCGCCAUCAUGUCCGUGGAAGAACUCUGGAGUAAGCUCAAGAAUGCUGCCGGGUGUAAAUCACUGCUGAAAACACAUUUAACUGAAGAAAGGUAUAAAAGUCUGAAGGGCAAGAAAACUGAUUUUGGAGGAACUUUGGCAGACUGUAUACGUUCUGGAUGUGAGAACCUCGACAGCGGUGUCGGCAUCUACGCCUCCGACCCCCAGGCCUACACCGUCUUCGCCGACGUUCUGGACGCUGUCAUCAAGGACUACCACAAGGUCGACAAGCUUAAUCACCCUGAACCUGACUUCGGGAACAUAGAUAAACUCGGAUUCUCUGAUCUGGACCCUUCUGGUGACUUCAUCAUAUCAACCAGGGUCCGCGUGGGCAGAAGUCAUGACAACUAUGGGUUCCCUCCCGUCAUCACAAAAGAGCAACGUCUGGCAAUGGAAGCAGCGACUGUGUCUGCACUGGAUAAGCUGAAGGGCGAACUGGCCGGCAAGUACUACCCCCUCACUGGCAUGACCAGGGACACUCAGAAACAGCUAAUGGACGAUCACUUCCUCUUCAACGACAGCGAUAGGUUUCUCCGUGACGCCGGCGGAUACAAGGACUGGCCAUCCGGCAGAGGCAUCUACUUCAACCAUGCCAAGACCUUCCUUGUGUGGGUGAAUGAGGAGGACCAUCUGAGGUUUAUCUCCAUGCAGAAGGGAGGCAACCUCGGGGAGGUUUACAGCAGACUGGUCAAGGCUAUCCGUGCAAUGGAGUCUAGUGGUCUGUCAUUCGCCAAGCGUAAGGGUCUUGGCUACCUGACCUUCUGUCCCUCCAACCUGGGCACCACCCUCCGUGCGUCCGUCCACAUCAAGAUACCCAAACUUGCCGCCUCGCCAGAGUUCAAGGCCUUCUGUGAUCGCUACAACGUUCAAGCUAGAGGCAUCCACGGCGAACACACCGAGAGCGUGGGCGGCGUCUACGACAUCUCCAACAAACGUCGUCUUGGUCUGACGGAGUUCGAAGCUGUUCAGGAGAUGAGGAAAGGCGUUGAGGCCUGCAUUUCACAAGAAAAGAAACUGGGUAAAUGGUGGAGGAUUUGGUAAAAGUCAGUUAGGUAGCAGACGACAGUGAAGCUUGUGAGGCAGACGACACCAGGGAAGAUCGAAACAUCUUCAUCCAAGCUAUAUCUUUGCAGCUACAACCACCAAACAUUCAUUGAUACUUGUGUCUGCGGAAAACCUAACUAAAUAACAAAUUAUGACGAACUUUGACGAGUUGACGUUUCAUUGCUUUGCAUCGUGUCUGUGCAUACGGUAUAUUGAAGUAUCUGAACGACUACUCGGACUUCCGGGAUCUCAGUAGUCAGGAGAUUCGGAAAAGAUAACAUUUCUGAUGCUUUUACAGACUUUUUUUCGAGAGCUUUCACCCCAAUUCCAGGGGUCUGUGAUAUGUGUGACAAUAAUGUGUUUUACGAAAAUGCAAAUAAAGUUAUAUUUUACGACAAAAA